This is a messenger RNA of Erythranthe guttata (spotted monkey flower), 3191 nucleotides long. It is a transcript of the gene FUC95A, whose product is annotated as 1,2-alpha-L-fucosidase. Gene Ontology annotation, molecular function: alpha-L-fucosidase activity. The record is from RefSeq and is a predicted model, not a curated record. Gene Ontology annotation, biological process: carbohydrate metabolic process. Lineage: Eukaryota; Viridiplantae; Streptophyta; Magnoliopsida; Lamiales; Phrymaceae.
UGGUAGAGGAUCAACAUAAGAGUACAUAAUUAUAGUAUUUAUACAUAUAGUCAGUCAUUUGAUGUAUGUUUAAAAAACAAAGUAAUAUGCGUUCAUGCAAAAAGAAUGAAUUUUUUAACAAAAAAUUCCCAACAAGAAAUUAAAUAGCCAAGUCCCAUGAAAAAAAUCCACCAUUGGUCCACAAAUGAGGCAUGUCUGGGUAAAAGCUCCGCCUACUGCACAUGCCUUUUUUGCAACAUUAGAGAGAGAAAGAUAGAGAAUCCGGGUGGGUGGGCCCCAUCUCAUUACACCCAAAUCAAAAUGGCUGUCAUCUCUUCACAUCCCAUUUUACCACCGCCCAUUUGCUCAAGGGGUACUCGCAAUAUUUUUUUGAAGUAUAAAUACAGAGCCGAAGAUUUGCCUACCCAAAAAGGGUUUUGCAUUUCAAGAACCGAGUUUCUAUAAAAAAAAAAAAGAAAAUUAAAAAGUUGAAAUUUUUAUGAUGAUAGUUCCAAAAGGGUUUUCUGUAUUCUUGUUUCUUGUUUUUGUUGUUGUCGUCCAGUCAACAUUUUCUGUGGGUUUUCCCGUGAAAGAUAGUGACGUGUGGAGUUCGAGUUUGGAAGAAGACACAAGUACGAGGUUUAAUAAUCUCGAGGUCAGGUUCAAUGCGCCUGCGAAGCACUGGACCGAUGCUCUGCCCAUCGGCAAUGGCCGCCUCGGUGCCAUGAUUUGGGGUGGUGUUGCUAAUGACACCAUUAAUCUCAACGAGGACACACUCUGGACAGGGACACCUGGCGAAUAUUCCGGCGCCGGUGCUCUAACCGCCUUAUCGGAGGUCAGAAAGCUCGUCGAUAACGGCUUAUACGCAGAGGCUACUUCAGCUGCACUCAAUUUAUCCGGAGAGCCCUCUAAUGUUUACCAGCUCUUGGGAGACAUAAAACUCGAAUUCAGUGAUUCUCACGCAGCGUAUAUCGAAGAAACUUAUCGAAGAGUACUUGAUUUAGACACUGCUACAGUAACAAUGCAGUACUCGGCCGAUAAAAUCGAGUACACGAGGGAGUAUUUCGCAUCGAAACCCGAUCAAGCAAUUGUGAUAAAGCUCUCGACGAACAAAACGUCGUCGCUGAAUUUCACUGUCUCUCUAGACAGCAAAUUGCACCACCACUCGUACGUAAACGCCAAGAACCAAAUCCUUCUAGAAGGUUCUUGUCCCGGCAGAAGAAUCCCGCCUCAAGUAUACGGAAACGAGAAUCCAACGAAAAGAAGCCCGUUUUAUUCGGAAGACGAAAAUCCCAAAGGAAUCCAAUUUUCAUCCGUUCUUGAUUUGCAGAUUAGUGACAGUGCGUGUGAUCUUGGUGUUGUUGACGGUAGAAAGUUACAGGUGUCCGGCUGUGAUUGGGCAGUUAUCCGUCUCACUGCGUCGUCGUCGUUCGACGGGCCGUUUACUAAUCCCGUUGAUUCGAAAAGGGAUCCUGGUUUAGAAUCUUUAAAUGCGAUGGAAUCUGUGAAAGGAUAUUCCUACACGGAUCUUUACGCGCGACAUGUAAAUGACUAUCAAGAACUUUUUCAUCGUGUCACGUUAGAACUUUCUAGAAGCUCAAAUAGUAGCACGCGAAACGAGGUCGAGGUGAUUACUACUGCGCAGAGGGUUAAGUCUUUCAAAACAUACGAAGAUCCUUCAAUGGUGGAGCUUCUAUUCCAAUACGGCAGAUACUUGUUGAUUGCUUGUUCACGACCCGGGACUCAGCCUUCGAAUCUUCAAGGAAUUUGGAACAAGGAUAUCGAACCUGCAUGGGAUGGAGCUCCUCACUUGAAUAUCAAUAUACAAAUGAACUACUGGCCUUCGUUAUCUUGCAAUUUAAAAGAGUGCCAAGAGCCUUUAUUCGACUACAUCUCGUCUCUUUCCAUCAACGGAAAUAAAACCGCAAAGGUGAACUAUGGAGCAAACGGUUGGGUUGCGCAUCAGGUAUCGGAUAUAUGGGCCAAAACAUCGCCCGAUCGCGGUCAAGCUGUGUGGGCCCUUUGGCAAAUGGGCGGUGCUUGGCUUUGUACGCACUUAUGGGACCAUUACACCUACACUAUUGACAAAGAGUUUUUGAGGAACAAAGCAUAUCCGUUAAUGGAAGGUUGCGCUUCGUUUCUACUGGACUGGUUAAUCGAAGGGCGUGGAGAAUAUCUCGAAACUAAUCCAUCGACUUCGCCCGAGCAUAUGUUUACUGCUCCCGAUGGUAAACUCGCGAGUGUUAGCAAUUCAUCCACCAUGGACAUGCAGAUUGCGAGAGAGCUUUUUAACAACAUCGUUUCAGCUGCCGAGGAGCUGGGGAGAAGUGACACUGAUUUGAUUGCAAGAGUUCGUAAAGCUCAGGUGCGUCUUUAUCCGACAAGAAUCGCAAAGGAUGGUUCCAUCAUGGAAUGGGCGCAAGAUUUCGACGAUUCGGAUACGCACCAUAGGCAUUUGUCACAUCUGUUUGGCUUAUUCCCGGGGCACACUAUCAAUGUCGAACAAACUCCCGAUUUGUGUAAAGCAGCAGAGUAUACCUUAUAUAAACGAGGAGAGGAGGGUCCAGGAUGGUCAACGACAUGGAAAGCGGCACUGUGGGCACGCCUGCAUAACUCCGAGCAUGCAUAUAGAAUGGUGAAGCAUAUAUUCGAUUUGGUCGAUCCCGAACACGAAAGUGAUUUCGAAGGAGGGCUAUACGCCAAUCUUUUCACUGCUCAUCCACCUUUCCAAAUUGAUGCAAAUUUCGGGUUUUCGGCAGCAAUAGCAGAAAUGCUGGUUCAAAGCACGGUGAAAGACCUGUACUUGCUUCCGGCACUUCCACGUGAUAAAUGGGCUAACGGCUGCAUUAAAGGUAUUAAGGCACGCGGUGGAGUUACGGUUAGUGUUUGCUGGAGUGAAGGCGAUCUUUACGAAUUCGCCCUUUGGUCUUCGAUUAAUGGAGAUAUUUUCAAGAGAUUGCAUUAUAGAGGAAUUACUGCUGUUGCUAAUAUUUCGUCCGGCAAAGUUUAUACUUUCGAUAAGCAGUUGAAAUGCUCGAGGAUUUCUGCCCUACUCUUGUGAUUGAUUCAUCAUUGGAUUCUUACUAUUUUAUUUUGUUGAUCUUAUAAACAAUCAAAGAAUCAUUACUUUGAAAUAUUUGAUUAUUAUUUUUAUUAUUAUCAUUAUAUUUUUCUGAAUUUAUAUAAAGAAAGGAAGCAAUCUUGAAGAUGAU